CCUGCCUUUCCAUCUUGGAAGGCGAACAACGGAGGGGAGAGGAAGGAGGUGGUGUUGCAGGUGACGGUGCUGGACGUUUCAAUGAGGAAACUGCUCCCGAACCUCGACAGAGAAGAUGGACUUGACACGGUACUUGAGGUUCCAAUUCCGGAGGAGAUAUUCAACCCAAUGGACGGAUCCACGAAAUCAAAUUCAUGGAGCAACGUCAAGACGUGGAUGAAAUGUUCACAAGUCUCUGUGGUUAGACCGGCAGCACCUCUACCUGGUGCUGGUGGUGACUCCGAGCUCCCACUUCUCCUCAAUGUUGUUGGUGCGCCGUUGAUCCCGCUGCCUGUUCAGAAUGAGCAACCUCCCAAUGAUUCCAUAAAAAAUCAUCCCAUCGGUCUUGAUCCAAGGACCACGGCCAGCCUAUUCUCCAACGCGGUCUGCAUAGGAGAGAAGUUAAUCAACAACGAGGGCUGCUUUAUUUGAAAGUUGGAAGCAGGAGCCCAGACACUAAAGGCUCGGAGCAGGAGCAGCUUCGACAUAAUCCACCACACAAUGUGGGGUUAUUUCAGCCAAAGAACAGGUCUCCUCCUCCAAUUCGAGGACACCCAUUUGCUCAGAAUGAAAGGGAAGGGGAAAGGGAAUGACAGUGUGUUCUGGAAAACAAGCAUGGAGUCCUUGAUAGAGGACUAUAGAUUUGUUGAUGGGGUGAACAUUGCACACAGUGGUCAUACCGUGGUCACCCUUUUUAGGUACGGUCACUCUUCCACAGGACACAAAACGAGGAUGGAGGAGAGUUGGACAAUUGAGGAAGUGGACUUCAACGUAUGGGGUUUGCCGUUGAUUGGCUUCAAAUUAGACGGUGGCCGACAGACGUUGUCCACGCAUACUUUAGUUUGUUUCACACUCUUCCGCAGUUGGAAAGAAGUGGCAGCGGUUUUCAUUAACCAAAAGUUUUUGGGUGAUGGGCUGACAUGAGAUGCCCAGGUUUGAAAAUGAAGUCAUUAUAUAGAUGGAAACUAGAAGUUGAGGAGCUGGAGUCCAUCUUCAUUCUCAUCCAGAAAAUGAAAUGAUCUCCGCGUUGCAAGUUAAAUAUAAACUAUU
Molecule: messenger RNA, 1089 nt
Organism: Nymphaea colorata (pocket water lily)
Lineage: Eukaryota; Viridiplantae; Streptophyta; Magnoliopsida; Nymphaeales; Nymphaeaceae
Exons: 2
Coding region: 82-471 (129 amino acids)
Source: RefSeq, a predicted model, not a curated record